UCCUCUGCUCGUGGGGCGAGUCGGAUCCGACCGUUGCGGCAGUCGGUUCCACAGUCGAGAUCCACUCUCUCGUCUCGCGGCCUUCGAUGAACGGCAAGGUCGGCGUCGUCGUCUCCGCAAACGCUUCGACGGCCCGCUUCGGCGUGCGUGUGGCGGGCGAGGCCAAGGCACUCGCACUGAGGCCGGCCAACCUGCAGCCAGCGGCCGAGGCGGUGGACGUGGGCAGGCUGAUCCUCAAGGCGGCGGAGUGGUCGCCGCAGUCGCACGAGCUCUUCCCGGAGGCGGCUCGCAAGCGGGCGGUCGAGGUGAUGCGGCUGGGCUACCUGAUCGCCUGGGACGAGGAGCGCUUCGACAGCCGCGAGGGAGCGGCUCCAGAGCUGGCGGACAUCUGGCGCGGCUUUGUGCUGCCAAGGGUGGUGGUGCGAUGACUGGUUUUCAGUGAGAGGGCCAAACCUCCAGCAGGGGGUCUUGCCGUUGCCCGGAUGCAGCUCCGCGUUGCCUGAGCGCCGCCGCGGAGUGCUGAGUGAGGCGGGGAGAACCAACUCUCGCGGCAAUAUUAGGAGUAGCAAGUACAGUUGCAUUCUGGAUCCUUUUGAAGAGUAGAUACGUCGUGUCCUGUCUGCGUUUUCUUUAUUCGGGCUGUUGGGUUGGCUGCAUACAGCCAUAGCUCUGACGUCUGAGCUG
Emiliania huxleyi CCMP1516 is the source of this 684-nucleotide messenger RNA. RefSeq lists its product as hypothetical. Lineage: Eukaryota; Haptophyta; Isochrysidales; Noelaerhabdaceae. The record is from RefSeq and is a predicted model, not a curated record. The coding region runs from base 87 to 428 and encodes 113 amino acids. The transcript is spliced from 3 exons.